CAAUUCUCAUCUCGGCCGUCCAAUCUCCGAUCCGACGACCACCGCUCACCGUUGUAGGGUUCAACGCCGCCGCCGCCGCCGCCGCCGUCUGCACCCGCGUCAGCGCUCCACAAAGCAACCCGGCUGCGGCGGCGGCGCCACCCACCUGCUUCAUUGCUCACUCCGGCGGCGAUGGCCGACGACGUCGCGCCGCGCACCGCCUCCGCCUACCUCGACCCCUCCUACUGGGACGAGCGGUUCGGGAAGGAGGAGCACUAUGAGUGGUUCAAGGAUUUCUCCCACUUCCGCCACCUCCUCGCCCCGCUCCUCUCCCCUUCCAUCUCGGUUCUUGAGGUUGGGUGUGGCAACUCGCGGCUCGGGGAGGAGCUGCUGCGGGAGGGCGUCGCCGGCGGCAUCACCUGCGUUGACCUCUCGCCCGUCGCCGUCCAGCGGAUGCGUGACCGCCUCGCGGAGCAGGGCACCGAGGGUGUGGAGGUUGUGGUGGCGGACAUGCUUGAUCUGCCGUUCGAUCGUGAGAGCUUCGAUCUCGUGAUUGAGAAAGGCACCAUGGACGUAUUAUUUGUGGACAGUGGUGAUCCUUGGAACCCAAAUCCUACAACAGUGGAUAAUGUGAUGAAAAUGCUUGAAGGUAUCCACAAGGUUUUGAAGCCUGAAGGCAUAUUUGUAUCAAUUACCUUUGGACAGCCACAUUUCCGUCGUCGAUUUUUUGAAGCACCUGGGUUUACAUGGUCUGUUGAGUGGAGCACCUUUGGUGAUGGCUUCCAUUAUUUCUUCUAUAUUCUUAAAAAGGGCAAGAGGUUGUUGGAUUCCAACGGUAACCAACAUACACAGCCUGCUGCUCCAAGCAUUAAUAUGUUCCAUGAAGAGCUUGAGAGUGAGGACUACAUAUUCCGAACAAAUGUUGAUGAGUUGUAACUGGCAAUUUAACAAGUGCAUCAUCGGCUUGGGUGGGAGUUUUGAUGAAGCUACUACACAUCAAGAGAGACGUCCCGUCCAGCAUCAACUUGGUAGAUGAAUGAUCUUGGACAGAUGCAUGGAAAGAUCUUGCUUGGUGCUGUACCAUUGCCCUGGCUAGGGAUUUCUGUGCCAGCUGAAUUGACUAGAAAACAGGUACCUUUAUCAUUGUUCCCAGAUUUUUAGUAAACCUUCCAAAGAAGUUCCCUUUUGUUUCCAAACAAUGCACUUCUUUGCUACUCCCUCCGUUUCAUAUUAUAAUUCGUUUGACUUUUUUAAAUUCUAUUUUUUUAAGUUUGACCAAGUUUGUAGAAAAAUAUAGUAACAUUUUUAACCCAAAACAAACAUAUUAUUAAAAUAUAUUCAAUGUUAAAUUUAAUGAAACUAAUUUGGUGUUGUUAAUGUUGCUAGUUUUUUUUUAUAAACUUGGCCAAACCUAAAGAACUUUGACCAAGUAAAAAGUCAAACGAUUUAUAUGAAACGGAGGGAGUACUAAAGUAGCAAUGAUGUUAUCUGAUGCUGCAAAUAUGCCUUCUGACGGUGUCAACUGUGGCCUAGUUUGGCACGUCCAAAAUCCUGGUCUAUCCCAUGGGGUGAGUAAUUUGGUUCAAUUUCCUGGGCAUUUGCAAGCUAGGCCUUCAGUUUCAUGUUAGGACUUGUCUGGAAUUCAUGGAAAAUUUUAUGGGAACCUUGCUUUGUUCUAUA
Messenger RNA from Oryza sativa Japonica Group (Japanese rice), 1659 nucleotides. RefSeq lists its product as uncharacterized. NCBI's taxonomy places the organism in Eukaryota, Viridiplantae, Streptophyta, Magnoliopsida, Poales, Poaceae. The record is from RefSeq and is a predicted model, not a curated record.